This is a messenger RNA of Lethenteron reissneri (Far Eastern brook lamprey), 11415 nucleotides long. It is a transcript of the gene ARID3A, whose product is annotated as AT-rich interaction domain 3A. Gene Ontology annotation, biological process: regulation of transcription by RNA polymerase II. The record is from RefSeq and is a predicted model, not a curated record. Gene Ontology annotation, cellular component: nucleus. Lineage: Eukaryota; Metazoa; Chordata; Hyperoartia; Petromyzontiformes; Petromyzontidae. Gene Ontology annotation, molecular function: DNA binding.
GGUACCGGUGCGGCUUGCCGCUGGUAGUGGUGGUAGUGGUGGUGGUGGCGGCGCUUCGGGGCGUGUGGAUGAUGAUGGGGGGGGCGGCGGGGGGUGGAUUGAUGUGAAAAUAUCGGGAUUUGAUAGCCGAGGGGUCGCGCCAUCUCAGUCACACGACGACAAUCAUGGUGGAUAGUGCUAACGGCCUGGACACCAAGUCGGCGCUGCAGGCCCUCGCCUCGUCGGGCGGCCUGGGCAUGAUCGCGGGCGCCGGGGGCUCCCACCUCGCCGCCGCGGCAGCCGCCAACCACGGCAUGAAGCUGGAGGCCGUCAUGGAGAACCUCCAGCGGCAGCAGCAGGCGCGCCUCGAGAUGGAGGAGCGCGAGCGCGAGCGCCUGCGCGACAGGGACAUCCGAGAAGCGCAGCAGCAGCAGCACCAGCAGCACCAGCACCUUUACCAGCAGCAGCAGCAGCAGUACGCCGCUCUGCGCGCCGCCGCGCUCAGCGCGGCCGCAGCGGCCGUCGCGUCCGGCGGCGCCGGAGGCUCGAGGUCCGGGAGCGCCGUCGCUCGGCAUCGCCCACGCGGCGACGGCGGCGGCGACGAUGGCGGCGACAGCGACGCCGAUUCGGUGCCGGGCGCGCCGUCCGAGUUCUCGGGGUACGAGCGCUACCACCCGCUGCGGCACGGGCACCCGGGCCGGCGCGGGGCCAGCGACUACGACGAGGAGGACGAGGAGGAGGACCCCGGGGAGGACGCAGAGGAGGAGGACGAGGAGGAGGACCCGGGGGACGACGAGGGGGAGGACGACGGGGACGACGCGAUGGAGGAGGGCGACUACGAGCGACGCUCGCCGGGCGGGCCCGGCCCCGCGGCGGGGCUGCCCGCGUCCAAGCCGCCGCCGGCGGGGCUGGCGCUGCACCUGGCCGGCGGGGGGCUCGGCGGGUCGGGGGCCGCGGCCGGAGGGUCGGUGGCGCGGCACUUGGCGUUCGAGGCCGGCGGAGGCGGCGGGCAGCCGCUGUCGCCCGGAGCGGAGGGGCCCCAGCCGUCGCAGGCCCAAGACUGGACCUACGAGGAGCAGUUCAAGCAGCCCCUUCGCGUUAAAUCCUUUGGAUCCGCUCAUUUUGCCACGAUUCAGAAGCUGUACGAGCUGGACGAUGACCCCAAGAGGAAGGAGUUCCUGGACGACCUCUUCAGCUUCAUGCAGAAACGAGGGACCCCGGUGAACCGCAUCCCCAUCAUGGCCAAGCAGGUGCUGGACCUGCACACGCUCUACAAGCUGGUGACGGAGAAGGGCGGACUCGUGGAGGUGAUCAACAAGAAGAUCUGGAGGGAGAUCACGAAGGGACUCAACCUGCCCACGUCCAUCACCAGCGCCGCCUUCACUCUGCGCACACAGUACAUGAAAUACCUGUACCCCUACGAGUGCGAAAAGAAGGGGCUCAGCUCCCCGGCCGAGCUGCAAGCCGCCAUCGACAGCAACCGCAGGGAGGGACGGCGCCCGAGCUUCGGCUCCCCGCUCUACAGCUACACGCCGCCGGGACCCUCCAACCUGCUGCCCUCUCCCAAGAUGCACCUCUCUAGCCUGGGCAUCCCCGGACUCACCAACGGCACGCACAUGUCGUCCGGCCAGUCCAUCAAGAAAGAGGACGACAUGGGCAUGUCGGGCCAUCGCCUCUCGCUGCCCGUGCCACUGGCGGCGGCAGCGGCGGCGGCGGCUGCGGCCAAUCAACACGCGGCGGCCGCGGCGGCUGCGCAGGUGCAGGCCCAAGUUCAGGCUCAAGUGCAGGCACAGCGCGCGUUUACUCUUCAGGUGCAGGCCCACGCCCAGGCACAGGCCCUGGAACAGCUGCGCGAGAAGCUCGAAUCCGGGGAGCCGCCCGAAAAGAAAAUGGCCGCCCACGUCGCCAUGGCGAUGGCCGCCGAGGAGCAGCAGCGCAUAAUGCAGCAGGUGCUGCAGCAAAACCUCAUCGCCAUGGCAGCGCAGAUCCCCAUGAGCAUCAAGAUCAACAGCCGUGAUGAGGGUCUCUCCACGCCGUGCGUCCCGUGGGGGUUAUUUGACCAUACUUCACCGCGCUGCUCAGUGCCAAAUACAAAAGAGAGGCAGGAGAUGGCUCUGAACUUGUCGACCAAUGGCACGAGCAGCAUCAACAUGUCCAUCGAGAUCAAUGGAAUUCUCUACACAGGAGUGCUGUUCGCCCGUCGCCCACAAAUGCCGGUGGUGCCACCCUCCGUGGUCCCGAGCACCAGCGGCGGCGCCGGCGGAGGUGGCGGCGGCAGCGCCAGCAGCAGCAGCAGCAGCCACAGCGGCACCGGUGGCCCCGGCGUCAACACCAACAACAACAACAACAGCGGCGGUGGCGGCGGCGGUGGCGGCGGCGGUGGCGGCAGCAGCAGCAGCAGCAGCAGUAGCGGCGGCGCCGUCGCGUCGGUAACGGCGGCACGAGACGUGCCGUCCAGCCCCGGCCCGUCGGCUCCAGGCCUGGCGCUGGCGGCGCACCCCCUGGCGCUGGCGCACGCGCACGCCCUGCUCGCCAAGGGCCUCCCCGCGCCAUCGCAGAGGGGGGGGGGCGGCCCCCCUUCGCCGCCGUGAACGAGCGGCGGGCGAGCAAGCACGGCCCCCGCUCCCACCCGCUCCGCCCCCCCCCCACACUUCCCUCACCGCUCCCCAAAACCGUUCCCUUCUUUCCUCUCUCUCUAACCUCUCUCGACUCUCUCCCUCUCUCCCGCCCGCCCGUACAGUCCGCCGGUACGACCGCAAACGACGCGAUGAUGCAAUGACGCGGCGACGCGACGGAUCGCGACUGUAGUUCUGCGUAAAUCGAAUGCACUUCUUAUUUUCUCCCUGGCCCCUCCACCCCCGUGCAGCCCCCCGCAGCCCCCCGCCCUUCCCCACCCCCCUUACCCCCCUUUUACCGACGCCCCUCGGAGGAUCGGUGCGUGACGUUUCCCGCAGAACUGCAGUCCCCCCAUUGAACCGCAGACGGUUGUUUGGGAGCUGGGCGUGGGGGUUGGGCCUGACGGUCAGGCCUUUCAGGAUAUCACCCUCGAUCACGAACAUUAAAAGGGAGUAAUGAUGGCGAGUUUUGCUGGGACUUGCAAGGACACACUCUAAUCGUAGUUCCCCGCCCCUUCCCGGAUAGCGUCGUACGUGAGGAGUCGUUCGAACGGGCGCGAUCCACCCAAAGAUUACCACGAUGCCUCAAUCAAUCAAAUUAUAAUUAUUUUUUCAAACCAAGGCCUUCUGACGAGGGACAUCGGCGGGUGGCCCCGGUGUUCGCAUCGCAGAAUGUUCAGGUCCGUUGGGUUGAGCGGGCGUCCACAUCGGGCACGGCGUGAGAGAGACGCCCGGCGGUGUUUCCGACGGAGCUGAUGAAGCGGAUUUACGAUUUUAAAACGAUGACGAUGAUAAUUUGCGAUUCAACAAAUUUCUCUUCACCCAGACAGAGCGCAAGAGUUUUUUAACGCCACCGUACGAUGCAAAUUUGCACAAAAUUGUUCAGGAGAAGUGGUGUAGACAAGAGCUUAUUGUUAAUUCACGUGUGCAUCGGAGUUGUGGUGCGGAAAAACCUAUUGUUGUACCGCGCUCCAGUGCUGCACCAAUCGCCAUGAAGUACGGUCAGGCAAUCUACGCAUCGUCCAUUGCGUGGGGAGGCCCUCUUCCAGCAGUGGAUAUCCAAGGCCGGCCUGUGCGUGUAUAUUCCCACGUGAUUCUUGUAAUUCGACCUCCUGUGUAAGAUUUGCGAGCAUGGCUCCUGCCUCCUGUCCUCAAUUGGACGUCGUUCUCGCCCAUCGGUGUUAAAAGUUCUCUUUUUCACCGGCACCGGUUUGGUGAGAACGACCGUUAACUUUUGGCUCAAGUCUCCCGACACGGUGCAGAUUUUACCUGCCCAGCAUAGAUAACGACGACGACGACGAUGCUUACGAUGGACCUGAGUUCGCCACGGAGGAAUAAUUUGAACCCGUAAUAACCUCGCGCGCGACUGGGGAGUCCUGGCCUAACCCCGCACGUACGAAAGAAAGAAGGCAUUUUCUGGUUAACGUUAACAUUAUUAAAUGAAUUGUAGAGGAAUGCACUUUUCCCAGCAUCGCCGAAGCGGCAAUUGUGCGCUGAGCGUUCCAAUUCCACAUUAGCGACUAAAUGACGUCGGUUCGCAGACGUACUGAGGCGCCGGGGAGGGUGUGUGUGUGUGUGUGUCCGCAAGCCCCCCACAUAAACCUUAGCACAUGCACUCAAAUCAAACCAUGCGUGGCUUCACCGUAUGAUACUGUAAACCAUUUUACCUCUUGGGGGUGGGGGGGUGGGUGGGUGGGUGGGGGGGUGGGGGGAAAGAAAAAGGAAAAUAUAUAUGUAUAUCUUAUUCAGUUUCAUUGGCAUUCAUUUAAUUAUGAAGGAUUGUUUUUUUUUUUCUCAAAAAAAUCAGCAUUACUGCGUUUCAGCAAUAUUGAGUUCGAUUGGUUUUGUACAGACGGCUCACGUAGGCUCGACGUUGUAUAAAGUAACACUAAUGAAUACUCACGCUUCGAAUUCCUUUUGCGGACGCGCGCAGACUCUGCGACUUGGCAACGGUUUCGAUUGCCGUCGUUGACCUAACGCAACGUGUCUCCAUCUUGCGGGUCAUUUUCUUGUAGGCCAGUAAAAAAAAAAAAACGUGUUUUUUUUUUUGUCUUCUUCUCAUCGUCGUUAAAUUCCAAAAAAAAAUGCACAUUUAAACUUUUUCUUGAAUGAUCACUGAGCAGCCUUACUUUGCAAAAUGCAGACGUGAAGCCACGGACAGCAAAAAUGAGUCCCAUGUUACUCGUUAGUUCGUUCAAACCAUCCUCAUCAUGGGAGACGUAGACGCUUCGUGUCAAACCAGUACAGGGCAUAGCUGAUACCAAAGCCUAAAACCUAAUGAGCUUAUUGUAAAAAUCAGGUUGCUGUUGUAGCAAUCUGUUGUUGACAAGUAUGUGGGGGGGGAGGGAAGGGUGGGGGGCUUAUGUGCCUCUUGAAAAAAAAAUAAGAUGCAGAAUAAACCAAAGACUUUUUUAAUACAUUUCAUUUUGGCAUGUGACACGCUUUAAAGAAUAUUUGAGGUGGGGGAUUUUUGUAAGGAUAUUCAGGUCCUUAUCAGACGUUGCCUUUUUCGGGUGUGUUCGGAGGAAAGAAAAAUACACGUUGUAGUGCACACACAACCACCGGGGCAGUUUAACCACACAUGAAUUCACGUAACGUAGUGAUGAUAAUGAUGUUGAUAUUGGUGGUGGUGGUGGCGGUGGUGUCGAUUGAUGAUACUGUUGGUUGGUGAUGAUGGGAUGAUGAUGAUGAUGAUGAUUUAAAAAAAAAAUUACGAAUUUAACAGCUUUAUGGGAAGAAGAGUGAAGCAAUAUAUGCCCCAUAAACUUUUUAAGUAAGUCGUGUAAAUGGCUGUCCCCCUCCCGCGUAUUAAUCAAGAGGAUGAUGUUAAUCAGAAGAUGAUGUUUAUCGUCAGGCGGGUUUGAAACGUGGAAUGGCCAGCUAGGGACCUACUAUAUAGCUCCUGAUGUGCUUGCAAAAGGAAACUGACACGGGUUCUAAGUUUUAAAGAGAAAAAAAAAGAAAAAAAAACAUGUAAAAAAAACAUUUAAAAAAGGUUUUGUUUUGCUUUUUUUAAAUAUCAAUAAUUUUGAGAGAGAGAGAAAAAAACAAACUUAAUUUCGGAUUUAUCGCAGCAAUAGCAAUGGACAGACAACCCACGACAAUAUAUAAAUACAUCACCAUCCAGCGCAAAUUUACGAUUGUCAUUCUCUUUCAGUCGGGGACUUAAAUUCAGCCGGAGCUGUCCAGGGCCGAGCUGCAGAAACAUGUUCCCAGCUUCCUACUUAGCCCUUAGCCACGAUGUAAUCUCCCCCCUCAUCCUCUACGCUGUGGGUGGUGGGGUCUGGAGGGGUUUUGGUCGGAUGCCAGGGGAUGCCCCGGAAUGUAUUCCGCCUAAUAAACGAAGCACCCUCCGCGCCCCCCCCCCCCCCCCCCCUGGUUUCAAUUCCCCACACUUAUACGUGCGCGCGCAUUAGCUCGCACACACGGAUGGAACAAGAAACAAUUCAGGAGUAAUAGCACUUGCUUCUUACGUUUGUUGUGGGUUAAGCUUUAAGAUCCUCCGAAUCGUAUUUUGUCAGUGGACGGCCGCCGCGGGAAGAGAGGGGCGUACGUACGCCGGUUCGGCUGGAGCCUAAUCGCUGUAAGCUUUCGGGGAAGUGCGCCGCCAAAGCAGUCGACGGGCACACAACCCUCCGCCCAAUCUUCUCACCUGCGCCUGUGUUUACGCUUCUGCUCUGCCGGCUAGCGGGUAUCUGAACCUGGCGCGUGUGUACAUUGCUUCUUCUCUUUUGACGGGAGUUUCUGUUGAAAGGUUUUUAACGGUCGGCGCGGUGGUGAUAAGUUUAGCUUUUUUUUUUUGGAGAGGUCUGGAAAGUCACCAAUGGGUUGUGCACCAAACAUAGGAUUUAUUUACGGUUUUUUUUUUGUUCCGUUUGAUUGAUUCUUUUUUCUUUUUACACCAGUGCUUACUUUUCCAGGUUUAAAAAAAUAAAAAAGUGACACUUUUCCGGAAGUGUUUCUUAUGGCAUUGUUAACCAAAUUUUAAAUAUCUCUACGGUUUGUAUUGCAACGUGUACAGAUAGUACGGUAAUUAUCGGGUUUAUGCUGUGAUACACAACACACAACAAUGGUAACCGGUAUCAAAUACCUCUUAAUAUUCUGUGAAAGAUCAUUUUCCAAUAUCAUGAUAUACCUCAAUGACAGUAAGAUAGCAUAAUAUUUAAUAUGUAUUUUGUCAUAAAGCUGUGUUUUAAGAAGAUAAAAUGCUUGUUAUUGCCUUCAUAUUUUGAUCUGUUCUGAUUUUUCUCCCCUUUUUAUUAUAUUAUGUUAUUAAUACUGAUUUAUUAUUAUUAUUAUGUAUUUUUUAAAUAACCAAAGAAGAAAAAAAAAGAUUGUAUAGUCGAUUCUACCUCAUAGGCUUUGUUUGACUGAGAAAAGGAUUCAGUGAUUUGGGUUAUGUUGGCAUUCUGAGAGCACUGCUUUUUAAGAAUUAUAAUAUUCAUAUCUCAUCAUUGCUUUAAAUCAUUUAAAAAAAAACGCACGCUUCACACCCACUCUUUUCUUUUCGCGAAAGGAAUUGUUUUUCUCCUCCUUCUUAGUCUUCUUCUAAGUGUAGUCGUUGAAAUGAAUUCUACUUAUUACAUAGGGUUUUUUGUGAAAACGAUUGUUACAUAUUGUACGGUAGACUUAAUCGCUUAACAUUGGUUUUGAAACCUUCGUGCAGUAACGGACACGUUUUUUCGCGACGGGGGGUUUUUGUUUCCUCUUAUUCCCUUUACCCCCCUUCCCUUUCUCGUGGACCUCUGCGCUUAAAACUCACGGCUGCCCCCUUUAGUCGCCACGCUCGCCGGCGGUGCUGUUUUCAUUGCAUGUCCGGCGUGCCCACACGUGUGCCCCUUCCGUAAUGUCCCAUCGCGACUCUCGGCCUCCCGUUACCCUCAUUUCAAAGCCCCCCCCACCGCACCCCCCCCCCCCUCCAAUUUUUUACCGUAUGGAAAAUAAAAUGUCGCGUACUUGGUUAUUCGUAUAUUGGCCAUGCUCAUCGAAAUUGGUUUUUGCGGUUUGUUUAUUUUUAGUUUGCGUUUCCCUGUAAACGUAAGAUGGCGCGACGUUUUUUAUUUUUAAUCGCCUGAUGAAGCUGGCUGCAAAUCACCGGCGGCGAAACGUCGUACUCAAAUUUUAAAAAAAUGCCGUGGGUUUGCUCUCUUAGCACACACAAUCGGUUGAGCGCUGAAGUGGUUAACUAUUUGGACACGUUUUGUUCUCGUGACAAGCCUUACUAAUUGGCCGCGUCGGGGUGGAGAUGGCUUCUCGACACAUUUUUACGCGAUCUCUAAUCCCCCAAAAAAACUUCUUAUGAAUAACUUUGGAUUAUUCAAAAUGAAUAUCCAAACAUUUUAAAAAUGGUCCGCGUUAUAAUUCAACGCACACAGAUGGACUAGUAUAUCAAGGCAGAGUGAAAUAGGUCGCGUUCCCAUUCAACUAAUUUAUACAAAUCCUAGUUUCUCUCUUAGUCUCGCGAUAAAUGUGUCACGCAAAGGAAAACAAAAAAAAACUUGAAGAAAUUUAAACAAAUUGAUGCCGUUUAAAUAUUGCACGUCAACUUUGCGUCCCAAAAAUUGAAAAUGCUCUCCUCUCAACGUCCCUACGUCCCUGCGAGUAGUUAAUCGGCUGGGAACAAGCGGUGUCGGGGCUGGAUAAAUGUGUCAAGCAGUUGCAUAUUCACACGCAAUAUUUCUCCAUGCAGCCCAAAAGAGCCGCAGGAUUUUGUGAAAACUACAGCGGUGAAUCCAUAUUGGCUCGUAGUCAUAUCCUUAUACAAGCUAAAAAAGCUGAUCUCUCUAAUUACACUGCUAAAACAUGCUGUCGUUUUUAUGGCAUUUAUUCUAUGAACUUAAUUAUAUCGCGCAACUACUAUUUGAAACGACGUGGCUUGUCCAGCGGAGCGACGUUUUUGCUCGUUGUCACACCGACGUAGUGCUGUGCGUGGUGUGGGCUUCCCCAGUUGGUUAGCGCACCACCACCGCUCCACAGAAUGUUUCUAAAUGCACAGCAGCCGGGACCCGAGGCUUGCAAGGGAUUGUGGGUUAAUUCCCACAAUUCAUAGGGCCCAAACGCAUCAUUUGUUGCCGUGUACUAUAUGGGCGACUUCCCCCAACUUCCAGAUUCAUCUAAAAAGAAUAAUAAUUUUCUCCGAAAAUCAGGGCCGAGAUAAAUUAAACUCGCGAGGCGAUAGGGAAAAAAACAAUCUCGGUUUGUUUUCGAAUUGACUCGAGAUGAUGGCACGAGACGACUCGAUGUGUUGAAUCGCUGCCGUGACUUUCUCCGCGGGAGCGAUGUCACGGCCAACCUCGGGGCGACCUCGCUUUGGCUGGCACGAGGACAACGCGAACGUGAAACGAUUGCGUCUUGCAAAUCGUUGAUCAGAAAUAGCCCUUCAAAGAGCAAAUCUUACAAUCCCAAAUCAAGAUUUUUUUUUUAUCCGAAGCUCGCACCCAUCGUCGGGCCAACGUUCCAUGUUUACCGUGCCCCUCCCCCCGUCUUGUCCUGGUUUUCAUCUGAGACAUCCCGGCACCCGAAUCUCCGAGAGUUUAGAUUUUAAAUCGCACAAGAGGGUUAUGCGACAAGACUAAAUUGCGUCAGAUUAUAACAACGUCGCGUAUCCGACUCGCUGUGGGGGGUGGGGGGGGGAGGGACCGAGGUGUCGGUGGAUAUUGUAAAAAAAAAAAAGUCAGUUUCAUGAACAUCUAUAAGACAAAUAACAAUUACACCCAAAUACGUUGGCAGACAAAGAACAGAGCGUUGAGCUGCUUUGAACGAGAGAUAAAUGCCUCACUCUGCGACAGAAAUAAGCAAAUUGUACCCUAGCAGGCUUUCGCGACCAAUAUUAUAUUCAUAAUAAAUAUUUUUUUUCUUAGAUCGCGUAAGUAUAAAAUGUGUCGUAACCCUCCACCACCCGACACAGCCAACUCGUGAGGGAUUUGUCUGUUCAGCGAUGACGUUGUCCUGCUGCUGUUCUAUUGAAGACCGGAAGCAGGUGGAUUGCAUCACCCUUCUGGCAAAUCGCCCGAUGAUGCUGGUUGAUGUAAUUACCAGCGAAACGUCGUGCUACUCAGAUUGUGAAUGUUGUGGAUUUACUCUCCAACACACCGGUGGUGGGCUGAAGUAGUGAACUAAUUGGCGUUUUGUUUACGUGACAAAUUUCCUUACUGAUUCGCUGCGUCGGAUGGUGGAGGGUUUAACGACACAUACUUACGCGAUCUAACCCUAUGAAACUCUUUAUCAUGAAUGGUUUCUUAUGUGUGUGCGUGCACGAAAAGGUCUCUUUUUAGAAACAUCAGGGGGGUUAGGCCAUCAUGCACAAAGAUCGCACUUGGUGUACGGGCGGUUCAUUUGGUUUGGUAGUGGGCACGUGACAGUCGGAUACGCGACGUUGUACCGUACUUAUUUGCGGACACUAGCUUGUGUCGCGUGCGGUGCGAGGGCACACAUUCGUGUGGACGCGCCAUCGAUCGCGAACAUAUUUAUUUUCCAUAUGGGAAAAAAAAUCGUGCCUUUCCUUUGCAUGUUAAAACAUACUUUUUUUUUCGUGUUUUGGUUUUUCAACAUUAAAGUGUACACUUUUGACAAAAAGCCACCGGUUUUUUUGUUGUUGUUGUUGUUGAUAUAACACAAUCAAUACGUUUGACAUCCGAGUGAUCUGGAGACAACUCCAAAUGUGGGAUUUGAAAGAAAAAAAAUCGUUCACGCCAAAUCGUAGGGGCAAAGUCAUUUCGUCGCGUGAUGCUCACGAGGCUAAAGACCCUCUCGCCGGAUUGUGGUACUCAGGGUUAUUAAACAAACAAACAAACAAAAAAACAUGGGCAAGAUUUAGGAGAGUGAAGAUUUUAAAUAUUACCUCCAUAUAUAUGUAUAUAUGUCUGUGUGUGUGUGUAUAUAUACAGUACAUAUACACACACCGUCUUGCAUUAUUGAUUAGCCAUGCCUUUUGUUUCCCUGUGUAAACGAAUCUUCUGUUGUUGUAUGGUGGUGCUGGUGUCAACUUAAACCACGUCAAAGCUGUUGCAGACUUGCGUCUCCAAAGUCUCCGUGGGGAGGAAAGAGGGUUCGGUGCGGGUGGGGAUUGUGGUGUGAGGGGUGGGGAGUGGGGGGACAAAUACACACACACACAAAAAAAAACCGAAAAGAAAAAUUAUUUAAAAAUAACGAAAAACAUCCUGGGGGGGUGGGGAAGGGAAAAAAAGACAAAAAAUAUAAUCUGCAUUAAAUCGUUUGGGGUUGUUUUUAUUCUUCUUUGUUUCGCCUUUGUAUAGCUGUUAGGGGGGUUGACGUUCGUGUAAAGUAGGGGCGAGGUUUGUGUAAGUAUUUGUAUCACGAAAGAGAAGCCCCCCCUCCUCCUUCCCCCCCCGCAGUAAAGCACUCAUCAACAUAUUUACUGCGUCCGUACAUCGAGGCACGGACUUUUGGGAAUAACCGAGUGAAGGGUAGAUUUGCUUUUCCCCCUUCGAACGCCCAUGCUGUUUGAAAUGUUUUUGAAUGUACGUCUCCUGAUUAUUUUUCCUCAUUUCUCCGCCACCCACCCACCCCCACCCCCCCCAACCCACCUUCCACAAAACGUGUAUCGCCAUUUGUUUUAUUUCCAUUUUAUUUUAUCGUGUUAUUUGUUGUUGUUGUUGUUGUUUUCCCAGCAAGCCUCGUUUUUAUGUUAUUGUUAGUAGGUGUGGCCCUCAGUGUGUAGUGUAGUUUUGAGACAAUAAAAUAAUUACGGCUUUCCUUAUCCUGUGUGUAUAUUUUGGUUGUAGCUUUACCAUAUUGUUCUUCUGGUGGAUGCAUUUUAUCCCAAGUUAAUAAAAAUUGUUGCUGUCAGCAGCAGAACCAG